UGUCUCAGACACCAUCUCUAACAUGCUAAGUAAACCACAUGCUGCUGUCCUGCGUCAAAUGAUCAGAAACUCCAGCAGUGCCCUUCCCCCCCACCAUUACCCAGCGCUCCAUAGCCUGCAGGGCGGGGCCAGUGCUUCCAGCCAAGUGCUCGUCAUGGGUCCUGAUGACCUUAUCGUGUCACUAUCAUGUUCUCUCAAUAGGCCCUUUGGAAGCGGAAUCAUUACCCCAUCCGGCAUUCUUUUAAACAGCCAAAUUAUCAAUUUCUCCUGGCUAACAGGGGCUCAGAACAUGACCUGGUUAAACCAGCGUAAUAGGAUCCAGGGAGGGAAGAGGCCUCUGUCCUGGCUCAUGCCCACUAUAGUGAGACCGACUGGAAGACGGUGUGGGCUAUAUUUGACCCUGGGGACCCCUGAGGGUCUCCAGGGCCUCAGCGGUAUAGCUCAGGUGCUGAUAAAGGUCAUAUCAGACCACAAAAAUCUGACUGACUCUUUAUCUGAAGGGAGACUCCACCCAAGUCUGCAGACAAAUAUCAUUCUGGUUGAUUCCGAAUUCCAGGAGAAGCGUGUGCAGUCCCUUCGUAGGAGAGGCCAUGUUGUGCAGAGGGUGGAGCGGCUCUCCCUGGUGUCGGGCGCAGAACGCAGAGGGGAUGUGAUGCAUGGAGUCACAGAUCCACGCAGCAGUGAGGCCUCGGCUCAGACCUUUGCAGAGCCCUUGUGAGGUGUCUGGAUGAAGCUAGGGCCUUAAGAGGGGUUUACUGCUGCUCUUUUGGUUCGUCAUUAGCGGUCCCAUGUUUUGGCCCAACUUCCUGUUUAAGUGGACUGUAUGAUGUAAAGAUGAAGUGUGGACGGACAGGAAACGUGUUUUGUGUUUUCUUUCUACGCUCUUUAUUGGGCUGUAAUCUCUCUCACUUCCUUUCACUCUAACUAUCUAUCUCUCUCUCUCUCUUUCUACAAUACCUCAUUCAGACACGCACAAAUCUACUUACAAGCCUACCUGCUACCAAACAUUUCAAUCUUUAUCCUGAUUAUGUUGUAAGUCAAUAUUUGGUUUGAAUAGAAUAUGUGAAGAGAUUUGUCUGUGUGCCGCUGCUUUUUUGUCACCUGGUGUACCAUUAAGACUAGAUUAGUUUCCUAUCAUGUCCUCUUCCAUCUGUCCCUGUCCUGACCCCUUCCCUCCCCAGUGUGAGCCGGUGGUGUGACUAACGUAUUGAACUGUAGGGAUGAUGUCACUGAAGGCAAGCAGCUUGUAUAACUAUGACCCCUAUGCCCCUAGCAGCAGACACUGUUGAUUGGCAUCAGACCAAAGCGUCUCUCAGUCACGCAGUUACAUUUCACAGCGUGACCCACAGCAACUGAUCAUCUCAUCAGAUUGCUGAACAAAAGACUAUAAGGCCGUGCUUCUGGAGGCGCAGUAAGUGACAAAUGCCAGUAAAUGUAAAAUUCAAGAAACAUUAGAAGAUCAGUGUCUUGAUACAAGACAUUGUAUGGGCAUUUGAGUUGUUUUACAAGCAAAUGAUGACUACUUACAACUACUGAAUUCAUAGUGGUGUUUUUAAAUGGAUCUGAUUAAGUUGGGUUGCAAUCAGCUUAAUCAAGCAGCCAGUCAGGUGAGGCUGCAGAGGCUCAUCCAAAAGGCUCGAAGCAUACAAACCCAGAGCACCUGAUUUAAGCCUGACAUGACGUCAAUAAUCUGUGACACCAGGCAGGCUCACCCUGAAGUAUGUUUGGUAUGUGCUGUUCCUCAACAGUGAAUCGGAGAUCCAUAAAUCAGCUACAGACCUGUUUUUAUGAUGAUAUGGAUGAAGCUACUCACCAGAAGCAAGUACAGUUUGUUAUUAAGUCUAUCAUUGAGAACAGUCCGAUUUGUUUUCAUUACUGAAAACAAUGGUGUUUCUGACAUUCUCCAAACACUGUGUAUGCUUAAGAGUUUACACCACCAAUAAAACAGCCAAAAGGAAUGACUACAACAUGAGGUAAACACAAUCAAGCUUAAUUUAAGUAUAC
Molecule: messenger RNA, 2004 nt
Organism: Clupea harengus (Atlantic herring)
Lineage: Eukaryota; Metazoa; Chordata; Actinopteri; Clupeiformes; Clupeidae
Product: glutathione hydrolase 7-like
Exons: 6
Coding region: 23-718 (231 amino acids)
Biological process (GO): glutathione catabolic process
Cellular component (GO): plasma membrane
Molecular function (GO): glutathione gamma-glutamate hydrolase
Source: RefSeq, a predicted model, not a curated record